This is a messenger RNA of Priapulus caudatus, 1451 nucleotides long. Its product is annotated as polymerase delta-interacting protein 2-like. The coding region runs from base 21 to 1037 and encodes 338 amino acids. NCBI's taxonomy places the organism in Eukaryota, Metazoa, Priapulida, Priapulimorpha, Priapulimorphida, Priapulidae. Gene Ontology annotation, biological process: error-free translesion synthesis. The record is from RefSeq and is a predicted model, not a curated record. Gene Ontology annotation, cellular component: mitochondrial nucleoid; nucleus. Gene Ontology annotation, molecular function: DNA binding. The transcript has 11 exons.
GGCAGUAAUGGGAGGCCAAAAUGGCUGCUGCGUGUACCCGAGUUACGCAUCAGUGUAGAAUAUUACUAAAAACAGUUUCUAAACAAGGGCAAAAUUCUCGGAGACUUGGAACAAGCAGGUUAACAGAAGUAGGGAAACUUGUAUUGCCGAAACCAGAAGCAGCUAAAUAUGUUACUGGAGAGCUGUUUCUUCACAAAGUGUUUGGGUACAGAGGAGUAAUUCUCUUCCCAUGGGAGGCACGGGUGUAUGACAGAGAUGCACAGAGUCAGGAAAGGCCCCCCACUAGUGGUUCAUAUGCCGGACAGGAAGUUAAAAGCAAGACACACUCCUACUACCAAGUAUUGAUCGACAGCCGGGACAGUCCAUAUAUUCGAGCACAAACAGAGGCUGUGACGUUUCUAGGUAACCAAGACAACAGCAGGUCUUUGUAUGCCAUACCAGGGUUAGAUUAUGUAAGCCACGAUGACAUUUUGCCUUAUCACACGACAGAGAAAAAGCCUCUUGUCCACGAACUGUUUGAUCGAUUUCUCGUACCCACAGAGGAGGGCAGUGAGACGCAGUUCACGAUGCGUGACACACUACGAGCGUGGCAAGAUAAGAAUCAUCCGUGGCUAGAGCUGUCCGACGUCCACAAGGAGACGACCGAGAAUAUCCGAGUCACUGUCAUCCCAUUCUACAUGGGUUCCCGAGAAGCUCAGAAUACUCAUGUGUACUGGUGGCGAUAUUGCAUCCGACUGGAGAAUCUGGGCGAUGAAGUCGUACAGCUGAGAGAGCGGCACUGGCGCAUAUUCAGCCUAUCUGGCACGCUGGAGACGGUGCGAGGUCGCGGGGUCAUCGGACAGGAACCACUACUGACAAAACAGCAGUCGGCCUUCCAGUAUAGCAGUCACGUAUCAUUACAAGCGCCAAGUGGUCACAUGUGGGGAACUUUCCGUAUGGAGAGACAGGAUGGUUAUUCCUUUGACUGUAAGAUCCCUCCUUUCUCACUAGAAAGCAAAGAAGAUAGUUCCUCGUCAACACCUACAAACUUUACCUGAGAGUACCAUCUGUUACUUGUAAGAGAGUUUAUGAUACUACCUGUAAGAGGUUUUCUCGGUGCUGCAGCACAAGCUGGGAAUGUUUUAUGCAUAAUUAUUGUAACCUGCGCGCAAAGAAUUUCUUGAAUUCACGAGCAAUAUGAAACUGACUAUAUUUUAACCUUAUCACUGUUAUGUGCUGAUUUCACGUAGACUUAGCUGCAAAGUUAUGUUGCUGUUAAAUGUCGGGGCUAUGAACAUUGUCGAGCAUGUCUUGCGCUCAUGUUUCAUGUGCUAUCUCACAAAGGAUUGCAGGUCUCGGCUGCUAAUGGCUGCUGUGUUUAACACAUCAAAUAGAUUAAGAACAGAUCAUGGUUGUUGCAAUCUGUUUGUGUGUGUAUUUAUGGAAUAAAAAUAUGUAAAUUGUGGCAUUGA